UCAUAUAUAGCAUAUAUCUAUAGCACAGCGUAUAGUAACUAGUAGUGGGCUGCCAUUUCCGGCUCUCUCUCCCCUCCCCCUCCGCCCGCAGAUCUGUGGAGGUGACACUGGUGACCGGCAGGAUGGCUGCUUGGCUCGGGCGCUUGUGUGUGGCAGUGUGUGCCAGGGGAGGCACUGUGCAGAGGGCAGCUCGCCAGGCCUUGAGACCACGCUGGAUCGCUGUCCGCAGCUUUUCUGCCAGCCACACCACAUCCAUCAACUAUGAAGAACUGAAAGUCUUGCUGAAAAAGGAUGGCGUUGUAGUCAUAGAUGUUCGGGAGCCGUGGGAAGUCAAAGAAUAUGGAAUUAUUAAGGGAUCAAUGAACAUCCCAUUGGGAGAUCUCAUGUCUGCCCUUAAAAUGACUCCAAAGGAUUUUGAGGAGAAAUAUAAAGAGAAGUUGCCAGAGAAAUCCAGCACCUUGGUCUUUUCUUGUCUAGCUGGGAUUCGAAGUGGCAAAGCCUUAGAUGUAGCAACAUCACUUGGUUACAGUAGAGUUCAUCACUAUAUGGGAGGUUUUGAUGAUUGGUCGAAACAUGAGUUGCCAGAAAAGCAACCAUGAACUUUAUUACUUCAGCCACGUCCACAGAGGGAGCAUGAAAUAUUACUCUUUACAGCGGAUUGUGCAGUCCACGUUCCAUACUAAAGACAGGAAUGGAUCCCAGAAAAGACAAAUGUAGAGAGAACUUUUCUCAGCUGGCAUCCUUUCCUGGUUUUUUUUGUG
This is a messenger RNA of Bufo bufo (common toad), 761 nucleotides long. It is a transcript of the gene TSTD3, whose product is annotated as thiosulfate sulfurtransferase like domain containing 3. Gene Ontology annotation, cellular component: mitochondrion. Bases 123 to 599 code for a protein of 158 amino acids. The record is from RefSeq and is a predicted model, not a curated record. Lineage: Eukaryota; Metazoa; Chordata; Amphibia; Anura; Bufonidae. Gene Ontology annotation, molecular function: thiosulfate-cyanide sulfurtransferase activity. The transcript has 4 exons.